AAUAAUUACGAUGGAGUCGAGUCGACGACACCCCUAGCUUGUCUAUAUUUAAAACACCAUCCUAGAGAUUUUUUUAGUGUAUACGAUUAUUUUGUGGCUUAAGUGCUUAACCAAACCAACCCAACCCAAAAAUAUAACAUUUUCGUCAAAUAUACAUAUACCGAGAGAGAGACCCUUAAACCCCCAAAACCUCCUCCUUGCUUCCAUCGAUCCCAUUCUUCCGUUAACUGAUGGCUGAAACGCCGGCUUCUCCUCCUCUUCACCCUCCCGUUCUUUUGUCCGAUUCCGCCGCCAAAGACGCCAUGCUCACUUGGUUUCGCGGCGAGUUUGCGGCCGCCAACGCCAUGAUCGAUGCUCUCUGCGCUCACCUUAUGCAGGGCUCCGGCGGAUCCGCUCAAUACGAGUCUGUCAUGGCAGCCCUUCAUCGCCGGAGGCUCAACUGGAUCCCUGUCCUCCAGAUGCAGAAGUACCAUUCCAUCUCUCAAGUCACCCUCCAGCUACAACAAUUGGCAAAAGGCUUUCAUCAUGUCGUCAAAGAAACCUGCAGCAUCCCCGACCAUCAUCACGAUGAUGAUGAUGAUGAUGAUGAUGAUUCUCCCUCCAGCGACAUCACUGAUGGAGGAUCCCGGGAAGAAGACCAAACCCUCUCAAUCUGUUGUAAGCACGAGGACGAAUGUGAAUCACGAGGAGCCUCACUCCUCAAGCACUCCAAGCGUUUCUCCGCCAAGGAACAUGUUAGAGGACAUACGGCCAAUGUUGUCAAAGGCCUCAAACUCUACGAAGAUGUCUUCACUGGUACUCAACUCUCCAAGCUUCUGGAUUCUAUUAAUCAGCUCCGAGAGGCUGGUCGGAAUCACCAACUUUCAGGGGAGACCUUUGUUCUGUUCAACAAGAACACCAAGGGAACCAAAAGAGAGCUUCUUCAGCUUGGAGUUCCUAUUUUCGGCAACACCACGGAUGAACACUCAGUGGAACCUAUCCCAACCCUUGUCCAAAGUGUGAUCGACCAUCUUCUUCAAUGGCGUGUGAUUCCUGAAUACAAACGACCAAAUGGCUGUGUGAUCAACUUCUUCGAUGAGGACGAACACUCUCAACCAUUUCAGAAACCUCCUCACGUGGAUCAACCCAUAUCCACUCUUGUCUUGUCUGAAUCAACCAUGGUGUUUGGGCACAGACUCGGGGUCGAUAACGAUGGCAACUUCAGGGGCUCACUCACUCUCCCACUAAAGGAAGGGUCGUUGCUGGUGAUGAGGGGUAACAGCGCAGAUAUGGCCAGGCAUGUAAUGUGCCCCUCGCCCAACAAAAGAGUCGCAAUCACCUUCUUCAAACUCAAACCGGACUCCGGUAAGGUCCAGCCGCCCCCCACCCUAUGGCGACCAGGCACCCCAGCUCCUCCGGCUUGCGGAAUGGUCAUAGCUCCGUUGGUGAUGCUAGCUCCGGCUCCCAAGAGGAUAGACGCUGGCACUGGAGUUUUCUUGCCGUGGACACCGCCAGUUACAAGAAAACCAACGAAGCAUCUCCCGCCGCGAGUCCAGAGGCUGCGUCUCUUGUCAUCAGCAAAGCCAGUGGCAGAUCGUGAGGCAUCGUCGCCAGAGAUAGGAGUGAGCUGAGUUGGAAAGUGUCACACACGGAAGCUCUUUCUUUUUUUCCUUUUGUUUAACAGAGUCUUUUGGUUUCCUUGUGGGUAUACUUGAGUUUAGUGGGUUUUUCUUGUUUCUUCUUAGUAACAUUUUGCUUUCCUUUUAUUUGGUCAAUUUAAUAGAUUGAAGAUGAGGGUAUUAUGAUGCUACAUCUACUUUGAACAAUUUGUAUUAAAAGAUCGUCAAUUUAAAUUAA
Molecule: messenger RNA, 1836 nt
Organism: Arabidopsis lyrata subsp. lyrata
Lineage: Eukaryota; Viridiplantae; Streptophyta; Magnoliopsida; Brassicales; Brassicaceae
Exons: 6
Coding region: 231-1610 (459 amino acids)
Biological process (GO): mRNA catabolic process
Molecular function (GO): mRNA binding; demethylase activity
Source: RefSeq, a predicted model, not a curated record